Messenger RNA from Zophobas morio, 1331 nucleotides. It is a transcript of the gene Rpt4, whose product is annotated as 26S proteasome regulatory subunit 10B. Gene Ontology annotation, biological process: positive regulation of RNA polymerase II transcription preinitiation complex assembly. The record is from RefSeq and is a predicted model, not a curated record. The coding region runs from base 109 to 1287 and encodes 392 amino acids. The transcript is spliced from 5 exons. Gene Ontology annotation, molecular function: ATP binding; ATP hydrolysis activity; proteasome-activating activity. Gene Ontology annotation, cellular component: cytosolic proteasome complex; proteasome regulatory particle, base subcomplex. Lineage: Eukaryota; Metazoa; Arthropoda; Insecta; Coleoptera; Tenebrionidae.
AACUGUCAAACACAAAAUUGCAGUGUUGUGCCAGUCAUUCAACUUUUUCAAUUUUCGAACAGUUUUGCUGUGCUCAUAUUUUGAAAGUUUUUAAUAAACGAAUUCAAAAUGACACAAUCAGAACCUGAACGUGAAAAGUCUCUCCAAGAGUACAGGAAGAAGUUAGUGGAACACAAGGAGGUUGAGUCCCGCCUGAAAGAAAUGAGGGAACAACUUAAAGACCUUACAAAGCAAUAUGAUAAAUCAGAAAAUGACUUGAAAGCUUUGCAAAGCAUGGGUCAAAUUGUUGGUGAGGUCCUGAAGCAGUUAACUGAGGAAAAGUUCAUAGUAAAAGCUACCAAUGGUCCACGUUACGUUGUUGGCUGUCGGCGACAACUUGACAAGACUAAAUUAAAAGCAGGAACUCGAGUAGCCCUUGACAUGACCACUUUGACAAUAAUGCGUUAUUUACCAAGAGAAGUUGAUCCUCUCGUUUACAACAUGAGUCAUGAAGAUCCUGGCGAUGUUACAUAUUCGGCUAUUGGAGGCUUAUCUGAACAAAUUCGCGAACUUCGUGAAGUAAUAGAAUUGCCUCUCUUAAACCCUGAGUUAUUCAUGAGAGUAGGAAUCACACCUCCUAAGGGAUGCCUUCUCUAUGGUCCACCCGGCACUGGAAAAACGCUCUUAGCAAGAGCUGUUGCAUCUCAGCUAGACGCAAAUUUCUUAAAAGUUGUUUCAAGUGCUAUAGUUGACAAGUACAUUGGUGAAUCCGCCCGAUUGAUUCGAGAAAUGUUUAAUUAUGCAAAAGAUCAUCAGCCUUGUAUUAUAUUUAUGGACGAAAUUGAUGCCAUUGGUGGACGGAGGUUUUCUGAGGGUACAUCAGCUGAUCGAGAAAUUCAGCGCACGUUGAUGGAACUAUUAAAUCAGAUGGAUGGUUUUGAUUCUCUUGGUCAAGUUAAAAUGAUUAUGGCAACAAAUCGACCAGACACAUUGGAUCCUGCUUUAUUGCGUCCUGGACGUUUAGAUCGAAAAAUUGAGAUUCCUCUACCCAAUGAACAAGCACGUCUCGAAAUUUUAAAAAUUCAUGCAGGUCCUAUUGCCAAACAUGGAGAAAUUGAUUAUGAAGCAAUUGUUAAGUUGUCAGACACAUUCAAUGGAGCUGACUUAAGAAAUGUCUGCACAGAAGCUGGAUUAUUUGCUAUUCGAUCUGAGAGAGAAUAUGUGAUCCAAGAAGAUUUCAUGAAAGCCGUCAGAAAAGUAGCCGACAAUAAAAAAUUAGAGAGUAAGCUUGAUUACAAACCAGUUUAAUUAUGUAUUUUAGGUAAUUUAAUAAAUGUCCAUUCAUGCGAUAA